AUGGACCUCUUCUCCGUCGCCUGCGAGAACUUCGGACUGGUCAUCAACACGCAGAAGACGGCGGUCAUGCAUCAACCGCCACUCCACUCAGCCACUCCUCCCAACGAGCCGCAAAUCAGCGUGAACGGAACCCAACUGCAGGUGGUGGAGAACUUCCCGUACCUGGGCAGCACACUCUCCCAUAACACCAAAAUCGAUGACGAAGUCGCUCGGAGGAUCUCGAAAGCCAGUCAAGCCUUCGGCCGCCUCCAAAGCACAGUCAAGAAUCGUCAUGGUCGCCAACUGAGCACGAAGCUGAAGAGGUGCAAGGCAGUAAUCCUAUCGACCCUGCUGUACGGAGCGGAGACUUGGACAGUGUACACAAAGCAGGCACGCCGACUGAACCACUUCCACCUCAGUUGUCUUCGACGCACCCUGAGGCUGAGCUGGCAGGAUCGUAUCCCCGACACUGAUGUACUGAGACGGACGGGAAUCCUCAGUAUCUACACCAAGCUGAGACAAAUGCAGCUGCGCUGGAGCGAUCACUUAGUGAGCAUGUCAACGAGCGACUUCCAAAACGGCUCUUCUACGGAGACGUCGCCAUGGGUUCUCGACGACAAGGAGGCCAAAUUCGUCCAUACAAGGAUACUCUGA
Spirometra erinaceieuropaei is the source of this 633-nucleotide messenger RNA. The record is from the annotation of a GenBank genome assembly. NCBI's taxonomy places the organism in Eukaryota, Metazoa, Platyhelminthes, Cestoda, Diphyllobothriidea, Diphyllobothriidae.